This is a messenger RNA of Cydia amplana, 1506 nucleotides long. RefSeq lists its product as uncharacterized. Gene Ontology annotation, molecular function: protein binding. The transcript has 2 exons. The record is from RefSeq and is a predicted model, not a curated record. Bases 53 to 1492 code for a protein of 479 amino acids. NCBI's taxonomy places the organism in Eukaryota, Metazoa, Arthropoda, Insecta, Lepidoptera, Tortricidae.
UUAUUAUAGUUUUUCAUUUUUAUAUUAAACUCGGUGUACACGGUAUUCAUUCAUGGCAAAUUCUUUUAUGAGCUGCUGUCUCCGGCAGCAUGAUGCUGACACAAUCUUUGAACCUGUGGAAGAUUAUACAUAUGAAGAAGAUGUAAACUAUGGGGUCCCAGUACUAAGGGUACUUAGUAUAGAUGUUUGUGCCCGAGCGAUUCUGGAUCACGUGCCCCUAAAAGAGCUGGUGCGCUCUGAACGGGUCUGCCGAAGGUGGCAGAUUGCAAUUGAUGAAUAUAUGCAGAGUAUUUACACAGUGAGCUUUUAUGAUCUUUUUGAUAGAGAUGCAUCUCUACUUGCCGAAUAUGGUAGUAGUGAUAAAAGUGAGAGCUGUAGCUACCACCGAAGAAUACAAAUCAGUGCUGACGCAUGUUCCAUUUCAUUUGCUUGUGCAAUCAUCGAGAAAUGGGGCGGUUCUAUAGAUAAUGUAUUUACUUCAAGGCAGGAAGAGGAAUAUUUUGACCUUAUAUCCCUGAAAUGUAAAUACUUGCACUGUAUCAAGUUUGUUGGUCAAAGAAAAAGAAAACAAAACUUCUUAAACCAGUUUUUUCAGGGUAGGCAAAGUGGAAAACAGAUUGUUAUCCCAUUAGAUCAACUCAAUCAAUGCAAGCAUUUGAAGAAGAUAGCAUUUAAACAUAUAUUUGAUUUGAGAGAUGAUGACAUGGCUAUAAUACUUAAAAAUAUUGAUUGUGAAGAACUAGAGAUCUGUAAUAUUAAUUUGUAUGGAGAUAGUUUGCUAACAAUUAAACCGAAUAGCUUGAAAUCUUUGAACAUUAGUUAUAUGUGGACGUAUUUCUUAUUUAAUUGUUUUAUGAGUGCUACCAAAAACAUGCACAAUUUGAGAAGUUUGACACUAGACAACAACUACUUAAGCAUGUUCACCCAUGUGCAUUUAAUUUUGAAUGAAAUGCCCGAGUUAGAAUGUUUAUCAUUAUGUCACUAUUAUUAUGACUCGUUAGAGUUACGAUGGGAUAAUGAUUACCAGACUAGCGGAUUUAUUGAAUCUCUAUGUCGACUUCGUAAGUUAAAGCGGCUUUAUCUUAGUGGCAAUGAAACUGUUGAUGACGAAAUGUUGGAAGAGUUAGUGAAAUGUAAAAGUUUGGAGUAUUUGGACAUAAGUAAUGACACUGGACGUUAUACAUUUUGGAGCGCACGGGGCGUAGCGGCAUUGUGCCAGAGGCCUGCAGUCACUACUCUCUGCUUGGGUUACAUCCAAAACAUGCCAUCUACAGAUCUUCUGCGCCGCGUUAGAAAUAUCAAAAUGCCUAUGGUUGAGCAGCUAGAGACUAUAAGCUGCGUGGAGUUCACGCCGCAAUGGAUUGAGAAAGCCUCUAGAGCCUCUAUGAAGGAAAGACAUCGGCUUGAGGUAGAAGCUAUAACCGUGCCAGCAAUGAAAGAGGAAUUUCACCCCGAUCUAAAAAUCGUGUUAAGUGUAGCUCACCACUAUUAAUAACCGAAUAACAA